Neltuma alba is the source of this 1829-nucleotide messenger RNA. RefSeq names its product probable inorganic phosphate transporter 1-5. Bases 25 to 831 code for a protein of 268 amino acids. Gene Ontology annotation, cellular component: membrane. Gene Ontology annotation, molecular function: transmembrane transporter activity. The transcript has a single exon. The record is from RefSeq and is a predicted model, not a curated record. Gene Ontology annotation, biological process: transmembrane transport. Lineage: Eukaryota; Viridiplantae; Streptophyta; Magnoliopsida; Fabales; Fabaceae.
CUUUAAGUUUGAGUUGUCUUACUGAUGGCUGGUGAGCAACAAGGAGUGCUAACUGCGCUUGAUUUGGCAAAGACCCAAUGGUACCACUUUACGACGAUUGUGAUUGCCGGGAUGGGCUUCUUCACGGAUGCAUAUGAUCUUUUCUGCAUCUCCCUCAUCACUAAGCUGCUUGGACGAAUAUACUACACUGAUAUUACAAAACCAAAGCCAGGGACUUUGCCACCCAGUGUCUCAGCUUCUGUGACUGGUGUUGCACUAUGUGGCACAUUGGCUGGCCAGCUAUUCUUCGGUUGGCUCGGCGACAAAACGGGCAGAAAGAAGGUCUAUGGUCUCACUCUCAUUCUCAUGGUCGUCUGCUCUAUCGGCUCGGGCCUUUCUUUCGGCUCCAGUGCAAACGGUGUUAUGAUCGCACUUUGUUUCUUCCGAUUUUGGCUUGGUUUUGGAAUUGGUGGGGACUAUCCUCUUUCAGCCACAAUCAUGUCCGAAUAUGCCAACAAGAAGACCCGUGGGGCUUUUAUAGCUGCAGUCUUUGCCAUGCAAGGUUUUGGGAUCUUGGCUGGAGGUAUUGUCGCUUUGAUUGUCUCAGCCGGAUUUGACCGCAAGUACAAGCUUCCUACCUACGAGGAAGACCCAGCAGGAUCCAUGGUACCUGAACUCGACUACGUUUGGCGUAUAGUUCUAAUGGUUGGCGCUUUACCUGCUGCCCUUACCUACUACUGGCGAAUGAAAAUGCCGGAGACAGCUCGUUACACUGCUCUCGUCGCCAACAAUGUGAAACAAGCAGCCAAAGAUAUGUCAAAAGUUUUGCAAGUCGAACUUGAGGUUGACUAGGAGAAGGUCACUAGGCAUGCGGCUGAGAAUGAAUCCAAUAAAUUCGGCUUGUUCAGCAAGGAAUUUCUCAAGCGCCAUGGGCUGCAUUUGCUGGGAACCACUAGUACAUGGUUCUUAUUGGAUAUCGCCUUCUACAGUCAGAACCUUUUCCAGAAGGACAUUUUCUCUGCAAUCGGAUGGAUCCCUCCUGCAAAAGAAAUGAACGCGAUUCAUGAAGUUUACAAGAUUUCAAGAGCUCAGACACUCAUAGCUCUGUGCAGUACCGUGCCGGGGUACUGGUUCACAGUGGCAUUAAUUGAUUACAUGGGUCGGUUCGCAAUCCAAUUGAUGGGUUUCUUCUUUAUGACAGUCUUCAUGUUGGCCCUGGGCAUACCAUACCAUCACUGGACCUUAAAGCCCAACCGAAUCGGGUUCGUUGUGAUGUACUCCCUCACCUUCUUCUUCGCCAACUUUGGUCCAAAUGCCACCACAUUCGUUGUGCCAGCAGAGAUUUUCCCAGCAAGGCUAAGGUCUACGUGUCAUGGAAUCUCAGCUGCUGCUGGAAAAGCGGGAGCGAUUGUGGGUGCUUUUGGGUUCUUAUAUGCUGCACAGAGCAGAGAUCCUAAAAAGACUGAUGAAGGGUACCCUCCAGGAAUUGGGAUUCGAUACUCUUUGAUAACGCUUGCUGUGAUCAACUUCGUUGGGAUGUUGUUCACCUUUUUGGUGCCAGAAUCAAAAGGUAAAUCACUGGAGGAGUUGGGUAGGGAGAAUGAUGGCGAAGGAGGUGCAGAGGGAAUUGAGCAUGCAGGUUCUGGCAGGACAGUUCCAGUUUGAUUUGUAUGAUUUUGUUUGUUUUCUUUAAGAGCUUCAAAUUAUUAUGGUAUAUAGUUCGUACGUGAAAAUUUAAGUUUCAGUACUGGAUUGGCUAGCUAAUGUGUGUGAUGGAUGAAUAAUGAUGUAUGCAGAUAUUGCAUAUUUGCUCUGAGAUGCUUCAAAUCUCCAGGCAUUUACGCUGUGUA